AUGCCCUUGCCAUCUUCGGAAGGGAUGGAAAGUCCUUCAAAUAGACCCCAAGAGAAUGUGCUGGUUAUUGGAGCAGGCCCAGUUGGGCUUGCCAUCGCGUUGAGGCUAGCGCUAGCUGGUAUCGAGGUGGAUGUGAUCGAGAAAGAGUCCAGUCUAGGUGAAGAACCACGUGCUGUGACAUAUUACGCAAGCGCACUGAUUGCUUUGAACAAAAUGGGAGUGAUUCCAGAUAUCAAGAAAGCAGGGUUUGUGUCAGAAGGAUUCUGCUGGCGCAAACCAAUAUGCGAGGACGGCCAUGGCGGUUACAAGAUGGGGGAUGUGAUGGCUCGUCUGCCUAUCCCCCGAGAAGGGAGUGAGUCUCUCGGGGGCGGAGGUAUCUUAUAUCUGCCGCAACCUGAGUUAACUCAACUGUUAUUCGAGAAGGCAAUAGCCACCGGUUUGGUUACUGUACAUUUUGAAGAAAACCUCAUCGGUAUUCAGCAAGAUCAUUCUAGCGUCAGGGCCACGACCAAACACGACAAUACCGAGAAAAUAUUCAAGGCAUCUUAUCUGGUGGGCGCUGAUGGUGGCCAGUCGGCCACUAGACGGCUGCUGGAUAUUCAUCUGAAAGGGCAUAGUUGGCCGGAAAAAUUACUCUCCAUUGACUUGCUAUUUGAGGAUCCGAGUAUUGACAAUGAGUUUCCCAGUCAGUUCAUUGUUCAUCCGAUUCACUGGGGGAUUGUCACUCCAUUGAAGCCCGUGGAGUCCGGCAAACGGACUUUAUACCGAUGCGCUGUUAGCCUAGACCCAGAAGACAAAACACCGACUGACGAAAUAAAUUCCCCAGCUCAUGUUGUGGCCCUUCUUGAGAAGAUGCUUCCUGGUCCACGGCCAAUCAAGGGAAAAGUGAUCAAGUCAUCUCUCUACCGGAUCCAUCAACUUUGUGCUUCAACAUUUAGGAGGGGGAGAUGUGUGCUUGCAGGUGAUGCUGCUCACUUGAAUAACCCAAUGGGUGGGAUGGGACUUACGACGGGCCUGAUUGAUUCCGAAGCUCUAUGCGACAUCCUCGAAAUGAUUAUCCUCAAAGGAAAGGCAUGCGACUUGUUAGAUGUCUAUUCAAAUGAGAGAGCAAAGGCAUUCCAGAUGUUCGUUGACCCUCAGAGCUCGCAGCAUAAACUUCGAAUACAAUGCGACCCUGAACUUUUCCAUGAAGACUGGUUGAUUCAGCAGUUGAACAGUGCGUCUCCGAAACUUUUGGAAGAGUUUGGGCUCCCAUUUUUCCAGCAGUGGAGAGUGGACAUGGGGGAGAUAAUCUCGAAUAUAACAGUUUCUUGA
Messenger RNA from Penicillium soppii, 1314 nucleotides. Its product is annotated as FAD/NAD(P)-binding domain-containing protein. NCBI's taxonomy places the organism in Eukaryota, Fungi, Ascomycota, Eurotiomycetes, Eurotiales, Aspergillaceae. Gene Ontology annotation, molecular function: FAD binding; 3-(3-hydroxyphenyl)propionate hydroxylase activity. The coding region runs from base 1 to 1314 and encodes 437 amino acids. The record is from RefSeq and is a predicted model, not a curated record. Gene Ontology annotation, biological process: 3-(3-hydroxy)phenylpropionate catabolic process. The transcript is spliced from 2 exons.